Messenger RNA from Austrofundulus limnaeus, 5064 nucleotides. RefSeq names its product zinc finger protein 407 (gene znf407). Gene Ontology annotation, molecular function: zinc ion binding; RNA polymerase II cis-regulatory region sequence-specific DNA binding; DNA-binding transcription factor activity, RNA polymerase II-specific. The record is from RefSeq and is a predicted model, not a curated record. Gene Ontology annotation, biological process: regulation of DNA-templated transcription. Lineage: Eukaryota; Metazoa; Chordata; Actinopteri; Cyprinodontiformes; Rivulidae.
AUAAUGAUGUGUUUGUUUGUACAGAUAACUUUCAUUUCAGCCCUCGUCCUUUAAGGAGACUGCUGGCCCGACUGGAGAUCAGCAGGCAUUUGCACAGUGAUCCUGCUGAUAUAAUAAAAUUUAUCGAUGACCAGGCCUUUGAUCCAGUCUUGAUGAUACUCAUCCACUUCAGUUUUGUGAGGAGUCAUAUUGGGAUAUGAUAUGGAUAAAACAUUAACAGAAGAGGAGGUUGUUGGGAACCAAGUGCCUGAAAAUGACUCUGUGGCGAUGCAGCCAGAUGAUGAGGCGAUGGAAGAAAUCACAGGAGUCCCACCGAGUACAGCUGCUGAAGCUGAUCAGUCAGAGAAGCAGCUCCCUGAGAGGCCAUUGUCAGACUCUGCACUUGAAGGGGAGGAUAACAGGUGCACYGUUUGUGGCUUCUCAGCCAAGCAACCCAGAUCACUAAAAAUUCACUAUGCACGAAAGCAUGGAAAAAACAACAAUAAAACAACAAAACCUCAUGAGAAAAAUCAAAAUGUCCAAGGCCAGAGGCUUGCUGAAGGCCGACAGGAGGCGGCCAUGAAGACAGAAAAAUGUGGUGAUGGCAAGCGAAACAAGAUGCAAGAUCCUAAUGAACUGAAAGAAGCAACAAAUAAUGCUGUCGGUAAUUCAAACAAAAAGCAAAAAAUAUCUGACCAACAUGAGACGGAUCAGGACGAGCCAGUCUUUUUCAAGGAGAGAAGAGUGAGCAAACGAACCCCCAAACCCAAUAUUAUUUAUUCCUGCUACUACUGUGGACAAGAGUUCAGGGACAAGUCUCCUCUGGAUGUUCAUGUGAAGCAAUAUCAUGCCAAAGAUCUUCCACUUACAUUUGAUGCUGAUGUGAACAAGAGUGACUCAGAUGAUAUUGAGGACAGUGGCAACAAUGUAAAGGCUCCAACACCACAAGCCAUGGCCAAAUUCAGGUUCCACCUGAAGUGUACCAACUGCAGUUUCAGGGCCAGCUCCAUUGCAGUGCUGGAGAAGCACGCUCAUGUCAAACACCUCGACAUGGACUGGUUCCGCUGCAAACUUUGCAACGUUUUGACCGCCACAUCAGAGUGGAUGAACGUUCACCUGAAAACGGAUAGCCACUUGCAGAAGCAGAAAGAAGACGAAAAGAACGGCUCCGAAUUUUCCUCGUUCCAAAAAUAUGUUGAGAGUGUAAGCAGAGACAGUGCUGGAGAUGAUGAGGCUGUAGGUGAUGUGGAAGAAUUUGAACCUCCCACAAGGAAACGAGGAAGACCAAAGCUGACUGGGUCUAUUACGUGUGAAUACUGUGGCUUGAUUGUGUCCAAUGCUACCAACCUCAGUGUUCAUGUUCGCCGGAAACACAGCAAAGAAUAUGGCUACAGCUGCACUUUGUGCAACUACAGCUGUGUGACCAAAGGAGACAUGGAUAGACACUGUUUCACUAAGAAACAUAUUAAGCGAGCACAAGAGGGUUCAAAUAAGAACCCGGUUACUGAUCACAUAGAUGCAUCAUUACUCAAACCCAUAGUAACCCAUAGUCCUGCCUUCCAAACCACAGGCACAGAACAGGAAUCCAGCAAUGCACUUCCCCAAGAAUUCAAAGUAGAAGAGCAGUCUCAAUCAGACGCACCCCAGCAAGCAAGUAAAUAUGACUCAGUCAAUGYAUGCAGUCUGUGUGAUUUUGCAGCUCAGUCAAUCUCUUCCCUCCAUAUUCAUGUAAAGAGAAAGCACACCAAAGAUUUUGAAUAUGUUUGUUUGGCAUGUGGCUACUAUGCUGUAAACAGCAAGGAGAUGURCCGCCAUGCCAAUACGGAGAAGCACAGACAGAAAAAUCUAAAAUAUCUGGAAAUGCAAGGCAGCAAAGGAGAAAGAGAUACAGAACUUCCACUAACUGAAAAGAAGAACAAUGACCAUCCUGUGGAAAAAUUAAACCCUGAACUUAAACAUCCAAACCCAUCUGAUGCAUCUGAUUCUUGUUCCAAUGACAAUCAAGUUUUAGAAAUGCAAAAUACCUCUGCAUCCCCUGCUACCUCAGAGAUCAUUAGUGUGGUGAUUGGUGGUGUUGGCAGUGCAGAUGAAGAACAAGUAAAGAUGGAUACAUCCUCUGCUGGUGAUGAACCAGAUUCAGUCAGCCAGACAACAGAGCUGACAGUCUUGUCUGAGGUCCAGCAGGUUUCAGGAGAUCUUCAGCUCUCCUUAGACAAGUCUUCACAACAAGAAAGCCAGGAGGAAGGACAUGAACAAGUAGAAGAUGAGACUCUAAAGGCAGAUAUGCUGAUUGUAGAUAUGCAUAUGUCCAAAGUUCCUCCAUUUGAUGCUUGUAUUGUAUCUUUAAAGGUCCUUGCUAAGCAGGAUCAGGCAUCGCUGGAAGUUCUCGCUGUAGAAGGAGAAUCCUCUGUGAUGUCUGUGACUGGAGGAUCCUCWUUUGACCAUGGAUCCUCAGCAUACAUCAGAAAGCUCAAGCCCAAGGAAGCAAAGACUGUCACUGGAAGCGACUCUCACUUACGCUGCGAAGACUGUGGCUUCAUGGCAGAUGGCCUCAGUGGCCUUAAUGUCCACAUCUCCAUGAAGCACCCCUCCAAAGAGAGGCACUUUCACUGCCUGCUAUGUGGCAAGUCAUUCUACACUGAGAGCAACCUGCACCAGCACUUGACUAGUUCUGCCCACAUCCGCAAUGAGCAGAACAGUGUGGAGACGCUGCCUGAAGGGGGCGCAAGUUUUAAGUGUGUGAAGUGCACAGACCGCUUCAACACGGAGCAGGAUUUGUUUUUUCACAUCAAAGAGAAGCACGAGGAGCUCCUUAAAGAGGUCAGCAAGUAUGUGCUGGAAGACACGGAGCAGAUCAACCGGGAGCGUGAAGAGAACAAGGGAAGUGUUUGUAAAUACUGCGGCAAGGUUUGCAAGAGCACCAACUCGAUGGCCUUCCUGGCUCACAUUCGUACACACACCGGAUCUAAGCCCUUUAUGUGUAAAAUUUGCAACUUUGCUACUGCUCAGCUUGGAGAUGCCAGGAACCACGUAAAAAGACAUCUCGGCAUGCGAGAGUACAAAUGCGACAUAUGCGGAUGGGCCUUUGUGAUGAAGAAACACCUGAAUAUCCACCUGCUGGGAAAACAUGGGGUUGGACAGCAUAAAGAAAGGAAGUUUGAAUGCGAGCUGUGUGACCGCACCUUCAGUGAAAAGUGGGCCUUGAACAACCACAUGAAGCUGCACAACGGAGAGAAACCAUACAAGUGCGUCUGGCCGUCCUGCCACUAUUCCUUCCUCAACCUGUCAGCCAUGAAGGACCACUACAGGACACAUACCGGAGAGAGACCCUUCAGAUGUAAGCUCUGCAACUUUGCCUCUACCACGCAGUCCCACCUUUCACGGCACAAACGUGUUCAUACUGGAGAGAAACCAUACCGCUGUCCCUGGUGCGACUACAGAUCCAACUGUGCAGAGAACAUCAGGAAGCACAUUCUGCACACGGGGAAGCACGAGGGCGUGAAGAUGUAUAACUGCCCCAAGUGUAUCUAUGCCACCAAUUCUCCCACGGAGUUCCGCAAUCACCUAAAGGACAGUCACCCAGAUAUCGAGAACCCAGACCUUGCCUAUCUACAUGCAGGGAUCGUAUCAAAAUCCUUUGAUUGCCGUCUGAAGGGCCAGGGGGCCUCCUUUGUGGAGGCCGAUUCUGUGGAUUCCCUUGUGCACAAGAAAGACCCAGCUGAGGCUUCCAGCCAUGAUGACUCUGUCCAGCAGGUCAUCAUCAUCCAAGGUUAUGGUGACAGUGACAUGGUCAUCGAUCAGGCCCUGGAGGAGUCAGCCGCCGCCACCCUGCAGACUCUGGCCAUGGCUGGCCAGGUGGCAGAGGUACUCCAUAUCACAGAAGACGGACAAGUCAUAGCUUCUGGCAGCGAGGUGGCCUCUUCAGGUACCCACCUGGCUGGAGGCAACACCCAGUACGUGGUCCUGGAUUCAGGAGAUGCCMGUGAGAAGCUGCAGGCUCUGGCUGGUGGGGAGGUAGCCGUCACCACCACCGUUGCACAGAGCCACGCUGUUUCAGAGUCAUCCACUGCCCUGGAUGCUUUGCUAAGUGCCGUCAGUGAAAUGGGCCAUCAAGAGAAAAUGCAGCAGGAAGAGGUGUCCAUCGUUCAUGAAGUGCUGGCCCCUGAAAUGGCUGAGGAAGACCCUGGUGUCGCUGUGGAGGUGAAACAAAAGCAGGAGGAAGUGCAGGUCAUCGAGGAGACUGACCAUGAAGGCAUGCAGGAAGUGUUGAAGCUGGCCGCUUCCCAGAUGGUGAAGGAAGGUCUCACCCAAGUCAUUGUCAAUGAUGAAGGCACCCACUACAUCGUGACAGAGCUGGAUGACUGCACCUUACAGGUGGAGGGAGGUGUGUAUGGGGAGGUCGGAGCGGGAGAAGAGGCGGUGCAACAGGUGGAGCAAGGAGCAGGAGAAGAGAUGGUGGUUUAUCUGGAUGGAGCUUCCCAUAAUAUUGUCCUAGAGGGGUGAAGAAAAAAGAGUAUCAUUUAAUUUACCUUUUUACCUGGUUAACAUUCAAACAUUAGUCGAAGUUUUUUCUGUCCUUUCCCUUCAUAAGACUUAGUUUGUUUAUUUUCCUGCAUUUUGUUUGUUUCCUACAAUCUUUAUCAGUAAUUACAAAAUUCAUGUUAAACAUCAGUUAUUCAAAGAAACAGAAAGAAGUUCUGGUGCUAAUUUUACUCAAAUUUUCAAAGCACACAUCUACCAUGUAUUAAUAACUCCACUAUCUACACUUCCUUAUAUAACAUCUUAUCAAAACCUUCUGAGAGUUGAGAGCUGAUGUAGAUUCUGGUCUUUAGUGUGACAAAUGUUUGUUUUACUUUUGUGUUUCUUGAUUAAAUGUCUGAGCAUUGUUAAUUUUCUUUUGCAGUGACAUAAGAACAGUUAUAAAUCAGUUUCUUGAUUGAUUUUUAAACUUUUUAGCCUCACACUUUAUUUUGCUGUAACAAAACUGCUACAGUCAAUUUUUGUCAGCCUUUUCGCUUUGAAAAAUGUCUAAACAUGAAAACAAUUUCAUUUCUGACAAUAAAUUUUGAGUCUAAUUUUCCCAAA